Messenger RNA from Pistacia vera, 4834 nucleotides. RefSeq lists its product as uncharacterized. The record is from RefSeq and is a predicted model, not a curated record. The transcript is spliced from 29 exons. Lineage: Eukaryota; Viridiplantae; Streptophyta; Magnoliopsida; Sapindales; Anacardiaceae. Bases 328 to 4671 code for a protein of 1447 amino acids.
CUCCCAAUCUCUGUUCUCUUCUCCUUCCAAGAAACAAACCGACUUGCCCUUCUCUGUCCCCAUUAUUUUUUUCCUCUUUUCUCUUAAUCAAAUCCUAAAAAGAAACCCUAAAUUUUUCUCCUUUUUAGUCACCCUCCACAGAAAGACUCAACAACGCAGAUUCUACUAUUCAAUUCAAGCCUGUCCAAAUCAAUACCAUGAACACCCAAUACAUAUACAUAUAACCCAGAAAUGUUUUCUUGAUUUGUCUCUUGUUUGUGUUCAAAAUUUGAAACUUAUCAAGAAAAAUAGAGAGGGGAAAAGGAUUGAAGUGUCGGGUUUCAAGCCAUGGCGAACGGUGCGGAUUCGGAGGAUAAGUUUGUGGUAUUAUCAAAGAUCCGGACGGGUUUGAAGAGGGAGUUCGAGUUUGCUUUGAAGGUUCAAUCGGAGAUCUGCGGGUCACUCGGGCGGACCCGGUCCAAGAAGGCACAUGAUAAUGUGGAUUCGGACCAUGAGUUGGUUUCGCCGCCGCUUAAGAAGUUGAAGACUUAUGUGUCGAGGAGGAAAAGGAAAGAGGAGGCGAAGGGUGUUGAUGUUGUGAAGGAUCUUGAUAAAGAUACAGAGGUUAUGAGCGAAGAAGAGGCGAAAAGUGACGUGGUUGAUCUUGUUGAUGAAGUCAAGGUUGAGAGUAUUUGUAAUGUUGGUGGGGUAAUACCUAAACCCAGUGGUGAGGAGGAAUUGAUGUGUGAAGAUGAGAUAGAGAAGGAAGAAUUAUGUAAGAAUGAUGGCAAAAAAGCUGUUGUUUACGAAAAGGAGGUUUUAGUAAAUGUUGAAGAGGGCAAGGGCGAAAAUAAUCAUGUAAAAGAGGGCAAAGGCGAAAAUCAACAUGAAGAAGAGGGUAAAGGUGAAAAUCAUCAUGAAGAGGGUAAGAAUGAAGCUGAAAAGGUGGUAAUUGGCGUUGAGGAGGAGAAAAGUAAUGGAUGUGAUAAAGUGUUAAUGGAUGUACAGGAAGAUAAGUAUGAAAAAACGGGUGAAGAGAAAGAGAAAGAGAAAGAGACUGAAAACGUAGUAGUUGGUGUUGAAGCGGAGAAAAAGGAGACUGAAAACUUAGUUGUUGGUGUUGAAGAGGAGACAAAAAAUGAGACUGAAAAUGUAGUAGAUGCUGUCAUAGAGGAGAAAAAGAACGAGACUGAUGGGGGAUUAGCGGAGAACGGAUUGGUUGAGGGGAAAUUGAAGGAAAAAGUAUGGAGUAAUUUGGGCGAGGAAGCUUCAAAGAAAUCUGGUAGUUUGUGUGAAGAAGGGUCUGGUGCGGUAGAACCUGUUGUGGUUGGUGGUAAUGAAGAUGUUAAGGUAACGAAUGGGGUUUUUGAGAGGCCUUUGAGAAGGUUUACGAGAUCGUUUUUACAGCAGAAGGUGCAGUCAGUGAAGACACGGGGUGGAAAAGAGAGUGGUAUGAAGGAAGAAAGUGAUCAUAGAGCAGCUAGUCCAUUGUUUACUACUCCAGUGAAGCAAGACAGCCCAGUGAAGUCAAAGAAGGUCGCGAGAAAAUUUUAUACCAAGUUGAAAGCUUUUCUUGAGUCAGGUAUACUUGAAGGAAUGCCUGUAAGAUACAUUCGUGGCUCCAAGGUAAGAGAUCCCGGUGUUAUGGGCCUGCAAGGAGUGAUUAAGGGCUCUGGGAUAUUGUGUUUCUGUGGUGAUUGUAAUGGGAAUGAAGUUGUUACCCCUAAUGUGUUUGAGAUGCAUGCUGGUAGCACAAAUAAGCGUCCACCAGAGUAUAUCUAUCUGGAAAAUGACAAGACACUUCGUGAUGUGAUGAAUGUUUGCAAAGACUCACCAUUGGAAACCUUGGAGGAGACUGUCCGUAUGGUUGUUGGUUCUUCUAGGAUUAAGUCUGGCUUUUGUUUGAACUGCAGAGGUUCUAUCUCUGAAGUUCGUACAGAGGAAAUGCUGCUGUUAUGUAAUUCAUGCAUGGAUUUGAAGGAGCCUGAAGCUGUCUCUGCUGGUUUGACUGAGACUAGUGAUGGAUCUCCAGAACCAAGUUCAGCCCAAAAGUUAUCUUACAGUGUGAUGAAGAAUAGCAGUUCAUCAAAAAGUCAAGGAAGAGUAACUAGAAAGGAUCUGCGGAUGCAUAAACUGGUCUUUGAGGAAGGUGGCUUGCUAGAUGGAACUGAGCUAGCAUAUUUUGUUCGUGGCCAGAAAUUACUUGUUGGAUACAAAAUGGGAGCUGGAAUAUUGUGCUCUUGCUGCAAAUCUGAGGUUAGCCCCUCACAGUUUGAAGCACAUGCUGGUUGGGCAAGUCGUCGUAAACCCUUUCAACACAUCUACACAUCCAAUGGAGUUUCUCUCCAUGAAUAUUCUAUAAAACUAUCCAAAGAACGGAGGUUCUCUACUAAAGAGAAUGAUGACCUUUGUGGCAUUUGUAUGGAUGGAGGGAAUUUAUUAUGUUGCGAUUCAUGUCCAAGGGCCUUCCACAAAGACUGUGUCUCUUUACUGGGUAUUCCGAAGGGUGCUUGGUACUGUAGAUAUUGCCUGAAUAUGUUCCAAAAAGAAAAGUUUGUGGAGCGUAAUGCCAAUGCUAAAGCUGCUGGAAGGGUCCCAGGUGUUGAUCCUAUAGCACAGAUAACUAAUCGGUGUAUUCGGAUUGUUGAAACUCCGGAGACUGAAUUAGGGGGAUGUGUUUUAUGCAGAGGACGUGAUUUUUGCAAGUCAAAGUUUGGUCAUCGCACUGUUAUACUUUGUGAUCAGUGUGAGAGAGAAUACCAUGUUGGCUGUUUAAAGGAUCAUGGAAUGGAAGACCUUAAGGUAAGAGAUCCCGGUGUUAUGGGCCUGCAAGGAGUGAUUAAGGGCUCUGGGAUAUUGUGUUUCUGUGGUGAUUGUAAUGGGAAUGAAGUUGUUACCCCUAAUGUGUUUGAGAUGCAUGCUGGUAGCACAAAUAAGCGUCCACCAGAGUAUAUCUAUCUGGAAAAUGACAAGACACUUCGUGAUGUGAUGAAUGUUUGCAAAGACUCACCAUUGGAAACCUUGGAGGAGACUGUCCGUAUGGUUGUUGGUUCUUCUAGGAUUAAGUCUGGCUUUUGUUUGAACUGCAGAGGUUCUAUCUCUGAAGUUCGUACAGAGGAAAUGCUGCUGUUAUGUAAUUCAUGCAUGGAUUUGAAGGAGCCUGAAGCUGUCUCUGCUGGUUUGACUGAGACUAGUGAUGGAUCUCCAGAACCAAGUUCAGCCCAAAAGUUAUCUUACAGUGUGAUGAAGAAUAGCAGUUCAUCAAAAAGUCAAGGAAGAGUAACUAGAAAGGAUCUGCGGAUGCAUAAACUGGUCUUUGAGGAAGGUGGCUUGCUAGAUGGAACUGAGCUAGCAUAUUUUGUUCGUGGCCAGAAAUUACUUGUUGGAUACAAAAUGGGAGCUGGAAUAUUGUGCUCUUGCUGCAAAUCUGAGGUUAGCCCCUCACAGUUUGAAGCACAUGCUGGUUGGGCAAGUCGUCGUAAACCCUUUCAACACAUCUACACAUCCAAUGGAGUUUCUCUCCAUGAAUAUUCUAUAAAACUAUCCAAAGAACGGAGGUUCUCUACUAAAGAGAAUGAUGACCUUUGUGGCAUUUGUAUGGAUGGAGGGAAUUUAUUAUGUUGCGAUUCAUGUCCAAGGGCCUUCCACAAAGACUGUGUCUCUUUACUGGGUAUUCCGAAGGGUGCUUGGUACUGUAGAUAUUGCCUGAAUAUGUUCCAAAAAGAAAAGUUUGUGGAGCGUAAUGCCAAUGCUAAAGCUGCUGGAAGGGUCCCAGGUGUUGAUCCUAUAGCACAGAUAACUAAUCGGUGUAUUCGGAUUGUUGAAACUCCGGAGACUGAAUUAGGGGGAUGUGUUUUAUGCAGAGGACGUGAUUUUUGCAAGUCAAAGUUUGGUCAUCGCACUGUUAUACUUUGUGAUCAGUGUGAGAGAGAAUACCAUGUUGGCUGUUUAAAGGAUCAUGGAAUGGAAGACCUUAAGGAAUUGCCAAAAGGAAAGUGGCUAUGUUGUGCAGAUUGCAAAAGAAUUAAUUCUGCUCUGCAGAAGUUGGUUGAUCGUGGGGAGGAGAGGCUUCCAGACACUUCUAUAAAUGUCUUAAAAAAGAAGAACGUUGAUAACACUUCAGAUUGUGGGCCUGAUGUUGAUGUCAGAUGGAGGGUUCUUAGAGGGAAGAAAAUGGAUGCUUCUGAUGGUACUAGAGUGUUGCUUUCCAAGGCAGUUUCUAUAUUCCAUGAUCGUUUUGAUCCGAUCAUUGAAUCUCAAUCUAAACUUGACCUUAUCCCAUCGAUGGUUUAUGGGAGGAGUCAUAAGGGACAAGAUUACCAUGGGAUGUAUUGUGCGAUAUUGACAGUAAACCAAGUUGUGGUAUCAGCUGGAAUCUUCAGGAUUUUUGGGCAGGAACUGGCAGAGCUACCUCUGGUUGCAACUAGUACAGAGUGUCAAGGCCAGGGUUAUUUCCAGUGCCUUUUCUCUUGUUUUGAGAAGCUACUUGGCUUCUUAAACGUGAAGACUCUUGUACUUCCAUCGGCCAGUGAAGCGCAAGCCAUUUGGACUAAUAAGUUUGGUUUCAACGAGAUGAGCCAAGAUGAGCAAAACAAGUACAGAAAUGACUAUCCUAUGAUGAUAUUCCAAGGAACAUCAAUGCUGGAGAAGGCAGUCCCAAAGUGCCGAAUUGUUGCCAAAUCAGUUGGUUGAAAGUUGGAAAUGGAUUUUCUGUGAAGAUGGAGAAGCCAUGUUAUUUUUGUAGAUCCUUUUUCCUAGAAAAUGUACAGGGGUCCAUUGUCUUUCUAUGUACAGGGAUUAGUGGUAAAGUUUAAUAUUAUAAUCUGGGUUAGCUGACAGAAAAGAAAGAAUGAGA